AAGGUGAAAGUCAAUGGAACAGUGGCGUGCGUAUGUACCCAAGCAGAGGCUUAGGUGAACCCUUUCCUGAAUAGAAGUUAUUUCUAUUUGCUUUAUUCUGGAUUUUCUUUUCUAUAUAAAGAAAAUCUUAAGGGUUAGGUAUAAAAAUAACAAAAAUAAACAUUCCUAAGAUUAUUAGACAUCUUAGAAACUGGAACAAAUCUACAAUCUACAGCGGAUUAGUUGUUAGUCACGUUAUAUUAAAAUAUUUGGUGGUAAAAAGUAGACACUGAACUCUGAAUUCUAAGUUUAAAUUUUUGUAAUAUAUUUUAAUUUAUGACUACGCCCAUGUUCCGCAAUCUUAAUUAGUGCGGCCCGUGGUCUUUAAGCUUAUCAUACUGACUAUGGUAUUUGUUAUCAAUAGAUAAAAAAAAACCUCUUCAUGGCGGGUAGUUAGCUCGGCUAUUGCCCGUAAUUCCCGAAAUCACUAGACCCCCAUACAGAUCUCGCCACCAUAAGAGACCCCAAGCAUUUUGUUUGACGCCAUUUCAUUCUUUAUUGACGCGGCCAAUUAAGAAGGCAGCGCUGUUGAUUUGAUUGCCAAGCGAAUAUGAAUGCGACUGGAAUUUCUCCAUGAGUUAUAUUUAUAAAGCGGGUCCCCCAAAAAAGUUGCCAGAUGAGAAAAGCGGUUCCUCCCAAUCGAUAGGAACUCCAAACUGGAAAAACUUUUUCUAAUCUCAGACCAAGUUACAGAUUCUAUUGCACAAGAAGCUUAUCAAAACGAAAACGAAACAACAACAAAAACUGGAAGCACAACAAAUAACAACAUCUACAGCGGCGGCAACAGUCUGGCAACGAAGCGUAUACGUAAUGCCAAGCAAAGUUCCAUUCAUUUAACGCUCUCGGCUCGAUUCAGUUCUCGGGCAGGUGUCAAGCGACGUACACACGAAACGCCGACGCGGUCACAAUUCCAGAAUAUCAUAUACAUGCUAUAUAUGCUCGAGUGGCUAAUUAACAUACGCGUUUCGACCCGUCUCUUUACCUGAACCUUAGCUGUCUGGACUACACACUCAUCCACAAUUCUUAACGUGGAGAAGCGAGUACAAAGUCACAACAAAUUUCAAAAACACACAUAUACGUACACCCGAUAAAUAUAUUUUUAUAAGCACAAAGCGAUCAUCAUGCUGGAUCCCAUUUCGGACACACCGCUUGUAUUGGCCUACGUCUUUAUGUCGCUGCUGGUGCUGAUUUUGUCCUUCAUAUUGGUCAAUGUGGUUCACAAGCUAUAUCGAAGUCUCAACACAGAGGUAUCAACGGUUCCGAUUUCCACCGCACAGCCGCUGAAGACCACCAUCAUGGGACUAGACGCCAUGAAAACCGGUUAGGAUGGGUGCAGCGCAGCUGGCUAUGAGAGAAGCGAGAAUCUCGAAUCUCAGUCCGAUGUCGGAGCUCCGGUUUUAGUUCGGGCGAUUGGAGCGAAGCACGAGGAACGACAGCUGCAAGCCACCCACUCGCACGAGCCACAAAAUCUAGACGCCUGUUGAUAUACCAUUUAUAAACAUAAAAGCAAUUAGACAUAAAUAAGCGAAACUAGGCUUACGAAUAGAAAUUAACUACACUUAACGCGCUGGUCCUCUAGUCAAUUAAUUGUUCGUGUUUGCCCUAAGGUUAGGUUACAUGUACAUUGAUAUUGUAAAAAUAAAAUAACUUGGACGAUAA
Molecule: messenger RNA, 1698 nt
Organism: Drosophila eugracilis
Lineage: Eukaryota; Metazoa; Arthropoda; Insecta; Diptera; Drosophilidae
Exons: 1
Coding region: 1161-1364 (67 amino acids)
Source: RefSeq, a predicted model, not a curated record